This is a messenger RNA of Aspergillus heteromorphus CBS 117.55, 1194 nucleotides long. RefSeq lists its product as uncharacterized. The record is from RefSeq and is a predicted model, not a curated record. The transcript is spliced from 2 exons. Lineage: Eukaryota; Fungi; Ascomycota; Eurotiomycetes; Eurotiales; Aspergillaceae. The coding region runs from base 1 to 1194 and encodes 397 amino acids.
AUGGGGGUUAUGAAAGAUGGCUGGCACCCCAAAGGCCGAGAUGGGAAGAAGGAAAGCUGGAGGAACGACUUCAAGGGCAUCAACCAAGUGGCAGGAUGGAUGGGAAAGGGAAAGGACAAGGACGAUGACGCUUCUGAGCAUGUCUCCGCUCCACUCUCUUCGCUCAAAGACCCGGCAUCAUUCGGGCCACCGCCGAAGCACAUCAAAUACCACGGCGCUGGCGCUCUUCCCAACGAGCUCACCCCGGAUCGGAACGGACUGGGCGCCCCAUUGUCCCGCGAACAGAUAAACCAUCAGAAUACCCGGCAGCAACAGGAAGAACAACGUGUGGCUGAGGAGGCUCAAAGACCGGCGGCUCCGCCGGUGCCAUACCGAGUGAACCGCACAGGUCUAGACACAUCCAACCUUCCACCGCCCCCAGUCAGGCGCAUGGACUCUCCGGCAGAGAUGGCGGCUCCGAGCCCCAGGCCAAAGCCCAAUCUUCCGCCUAGACUGCCUUCUCGGAACAACUCGACCCCUUCCCCUACCCCGCAUUCGCCUACUCCGCCCCCGGCAUACUCCCCCCAGGUCCUUGAGGGACACUUGAACCAGGAGGCUACUUCGCGUCUCUCCCAGGCCGGUGUGUCAGUCCCUGCUUUUGGAAUUGGGAAUGGCGGCAGCCAGUGGAGAAGAGAUAGCAACGGUCCCGGAGUAGCUUCUCCAACAACUGCAGGCUCAGUUGGUCAGACACAAGUCAACGAAUUGCAAAACCGCUUCUCACAUCUGAGAACCUCCUCAUCAAACUCCCCGGCUCCUCCCCCUCCAGCCCGAGGGAACUCAUUCGCCACCCAGCCCUCACCUGUUUCCACCUCUGACACCAGGAGUGCUUCAUCCACGAUCAACGACUUCCGCGAGCGACACAACGAUAAGAUCCAGGCUGGAAAGCAGAAGAUCAGCGGCUUAAAUGAAAAGUACGGGAUCUCCCAGCGGGUGAAGGCCUUGGGGGAUCAGAAGUCCCCGAGUAGCCAAGCGCCUCCCCCCGUGCCGCCGCACCCUAACGCCAAUCGCUCAACAUCCAGCCUCGAGUCAGAAACAUUGGGCAGAAAAAAGGCUCCGCCGCCGCCUCCCCCGAAGAAGGCGGGGAUGCGAUCAAUGCCUGUCCCUGGUGCUGCUCCCUCGCCGCCGCCACUUCCACUAAGCACCAAGCCUCGGUGA